Molecule: messenger RNA, 899 nt
Organism: Spizellomyces punctatus DAOM BR117
Lineage: Eukaryota; Fungi; Chytridiomycota; Chytridiomycetes; Spizellomycetales; Spizellomycetaceae
Product: ribosomal protein L19
Exons: 2
Coding region: 25-729 (234 amino acids)
Biological process (GO): translation
Cellular component (GO): ribosome; mitochondrial large ribosomal subunit
Molecular function (GO): structural constituent of ribosome
Source: RefSeq, a predicted model, not a curated record
UCCUCUGCAAGGAAGCAACAAAUCAUGAACGCAAACAAAAGCAUCACUUUAUUGACGGCCGCCGUUUCGAGACUGUCGAGCUCUCGAUGCGCAUGCAAUGUGAACGCUGCUGUAGGAAUUCGGCGGUAUGCGGCACCGCGAGCAGUAGCUCAAGAAGAAGAACCUGAAGCCGCGUUGCCCCCAUUUUAUCCUCGCGCGCCAUCAGGUCCUCUUCCCGACUUGAAGGGAAAAUCUCCAUCCGAUCUCCAAAUUUCUUACGACCCACGCGGACACUACAAGGGGCGUCGGCUCGUUCGUUCCAUUGACGUUGAACUCCGAUCUCGUUUAGACCCGGACAACAGAGCCGAAUUAUUUCGAAAAGGAUCUCCUACGGCAGUAGAGCCCGGUUCAGUUCUUUUGAUUGAGCAAGUCUCCUCACGGUCACGCCCACGCACACAGGUGUUUGCUGGGGUUUUGAUUGCUGUCAGACGGAAAGGAGUUAUGACGAACAUUGUGGUCCGAAAUUAUGUGCUGGGGACAGGCGUAGAAUUGGUGUUGCCUAUUUUCUCGCCGAGCGUGAAGAGAAUAAAGGUGCUGAAAAGGGUGACGGGCGUCACGGAAGGUGACAACAUUUACUGGUUGCGGGAUAAACCUUCGGCGGCACCACUUGGAUUCACCAAAAUCGAUGAGAUGGUUGUUAGAGAUAGGGAGCAAGAGAGACGGGCAAAGAAAAUGCAAGGCCAGCGUUAGUUUAGGGGUUGCAACUUGUAUUUAUUAUUGAUAGACGAUUUGCUCCCUUCAACGCAUCAAAGCCCGACAUCUAGUCGUCCUUUGCAAUGAGAUGUCUUGUGGCACAGUGACCUGUAUUGUGAUGACUGUGCCAACAGAUGGGUUGUCGUGGCAACCCGGUCAGUCUUCGC